AGGCCCUUGCUUUCAUUCCACUUCAGACAAUGAAUCUAGUAACGUUUCCAUUAGCGUAUGCUUCUGGGAUCCCAGAGCCAACUCUGCGACUCCUCAUUACCUUGGCGCUCGCCUAUCCCAUUGCAGCCUACUAUCAGCGAACGCUACUCAAGCCACUUGCAGCAGGUGCUUCAAAGGAACGCAACACGUACUUGUUGGUCAGUGGACUCGGCCUUUCCUUUUUCUUUAAUGGAUUUCAAAUUUUCCAUUCCUUGAUCACGGUUCUCGUCACGUACGGCAUCCUCUGGUUCGCGGAUCAACUGCAUGAUCGAAAGUCGGGAGCAAUAGGCGUCUUUGUCUUCAAUGCCUUGUAUCUGUUGCUAGGAUACUGGGCAAAAUCAGGCGACGGCUAUGAAAUUAAUUGGACCAUGUCGCAAUGUGUUUUGUGUCUGCGGUUGAUGGGACUAGGUAUAGACGUUUAUGAUGGACGUGCAGAAACAGGACAGCCUAGUAAACCACCACCUGGAGCCCAGAGCGUGGCGGAUGACGUAAAGGCCAAGCGAGUCCCACUAUCAUUUGGAUCCGAUACAGCUCUAGAGACACUUCCAUCACUAUCUCACAUAAUAGCUUACAGCUAUUUUCCAUCGGCAUUUUUGAUUGGACCACAAUUUUCGUAUUCACUCUACAAAAAGUUCAUAACCUUUGAGCAGUUCGAUAGCUUGUCUCCUAUUAAGCUCGAAAAUGCAAAGGUAUCGCAAAGAAAAUAUGUCGAAAGGUGCGCCACAAUCGCUGUUGGAUACUUGGUAGUUCAGCAAAUCGUUGGUAGCCAAUUUCCAACCAGCUAUCUAUUGACAUCUGAGUUCGCUUCACUGAACAUUGUUAAGCGAUUGGUUAUCUUUUGGAUUACGGGCAAAAUGGUUUACAACAAAUACCUUGGAGUUUGGACUCUUACAGAAGGUGCUUGUGCCCUUUUUGGUAUUUCUUAUGCUGGUACCAACAAUGACCAAGCAGAUUUUUCCGGUUUGGCCAACGUAGCUCCAAAAGUAUACGAACUAGCCACCUCUACCAACCAUGUGAUUGCAUCAUUCAACAUGAAUACCAACCUCUGGGUCAAGAUAUACAUUUUCAAGCGGCUGAAGUUCUUGAACAACAAAUCAAUCUCGCAAGCCGCAUCAUUGGCUUUCCUUGCCAUUUGGCACGGAUUCCAUCUUAACUACUUUUUGACAUUCCUUAUGGAGUUUUUAGACGUCGAAGCCGAAGGUGUCCUUGUCAAGUUCCUCGGUCCUCUGAUUCAGCCACACAUUCAAAGCAACCCUAAUUUGCAGAUGGCUUGGAAGGCAGUAGCAUGGCUUGCAUGCACUUUCACAGUCAAUUAUGCCAUUGUGGGUUUUGAUCUGUUGUUAUUCAAAAAAGCUUGGGUAGCUUACAAAAAUGUUUGGUUUCUCGGGCAUAUUGCUGUCGCUGCUAUUCUGUUGGCCGGCACCUAUUAUAAACCGCGGCGAUCGUCUGUUAAAAAAACCGAGUAAUUCAACGAACCGUGUUUUUCGUCUCCAAACAAAAAAAAGGACAAAUAAAUACAAGAAGCAAAAAAGGGUAAAAAGAGAAGAAGUCUGAGUGAUCUAAUGCCUUCGUUAUGUUGAUGUUAAAGACAAGUAUAUGGCCAUUACAUGGUGUAGUGGUGAUGAUAUCGUAGAAGAUGACCUAUGUUUGCCGGCCAACUUAGCAUUGAAUGUUUAUAUUUGGCAUAAGUCA
Umbelopsis ramanniana AG is the source of this 1731-nucleotide messenger RNA. RefSeq lists its product as uncharacterized. The record is from RefSeq and is a predicted model, not a curated record. Gene Ontology annotation, biological process: phosphatidylcholine biosynthetic process; lipid modification. Bases 30 to 1505 code for a protein of 491 amino acids. NCBI's taxonomy places the organism in Eukaryota, Fungi, Mucoromycota, Umbelopsidomycetes, Umbelopsidales, Umbelopsidaceae. Gene Ontology annotation, cellular component: membrane. Gene Ontology annotation, molecular function: 1-acylglycerophosphocholine O-acyltransferase activity; lysophospholipid acyltransferase activity. The transcript has 2 exons.